AUGGCAUCUAUUAGCGGUCCCGGGGCUGAGAUACCUCGGGCUGGGCCGAUCGGGCCUGGAAGCCUCGGUGAUGACGCCGCGAGCAAUCGGCGCAAGAGGAAGUCUGGCUCCCCGCUUCCCUCGAAUAAGAGUGAUAAGCAGCCCAAAUUCGCCACUCGCCAGAGGAUCACCCGAGCUUGUGACUCGUGCAAAAUCAAAAAGACGAGGUGCACGGGCACUCUGCCUUGCACAAGAUGCACGCGGCUAUCACUUCCUUGCAGAUACAAUGCAGCUUAUUCGAGGGGUCUACCACCUACACCUCUUCCCGCUUCGCAGGGAAGUGGGUACUCGGAAGCUAGUCGUGAUGGGAGCACAGCACCGUCCAGUGAUGAAUUCUCCCAUCGCGCCGCUUCGAUCCCACGAGAUGCGGCCAGCCGUCACCUCGGUGGUUCGGGCCGGCAGGUAGUUUCGGUGCGCAACUCACCGGAACCGGGAUCGACGGACUUCGAAGGAAACUAUAUAGGCCCAGCGUCGGGGAUUUCGUUUAUCAAUCGCGUAUGGAGUCGAUUGCAUCAAGAUGAGAAAGCAAGUGUUCUUGAUGACCUGCAAAAUGCAUCGUCGAAGAAUACUGCUGUGUUCUCGUUCGGCGAUAACCCGUAUAGCUACGAUAAGGGCGCGGAGUUCCUGCUGCCAACAUAUGACAAGGCCAUGGAGCUGGUCGCUAUCUACUUUGACUUUUCGAUGGUGACCUAUCGUUUCUUACAUCGAGGUCAGGUCGAGAAUUGGGUCAAAUGCAUAUAUGAGGAUAAUAUUUCGGCGACGAAUCUUCCUACGGGGAAUAUGGUUGCCAGGACGGCUAUUGUCCUCACAUUAUUCGCUGUGAGCACAUUACACGCAGAUUUGCAGCCAGGGAGGAGAGCAGGAGAUCGCAUCAAAAGUGAACACUGGUUCGCUGCCUCCAAGCAUAUCUCUUCUAUUGAGUCUGGCCCGCCGCGGCUGGAAACGAUACAGGUCAGGUUGAUCCAAUGCCUUUAUCUUCUUUCCUCAUCCCGAGCCAACGAGUGUUGGUACUCCUUCGGAACGGCGUUGCAGGUUGUGACCGCUCUGGGCCUUCAUCGCAAAUCACCUGCAAAACGAUCCAAUCAUGGGAUCUCGUAUCUCGAGCUACAAAUUCGAAAACGCAUCUUUUGGAGUGUCUAUACUUUGGAUAAAUACCUCAGCAUCAUGUUUGGACGGCCUCGGCUGCUGCAUGAUGAGGAUAUCGACCAAGAGCUUCCGGACGAAUUGAACGAUGAAGACCUGCUAGAGGAAGAUCCUUCACGGCGAACUGGAUCUGCAGAUAGUAUGAUGAUUGCGUCUGUUUUGCAUUACCGACUCGGGCGCAUCCUUGGUGGAAUCUCCCGCCAACUAUACAGCAUUAACCCUAUAUCCCGCGAUUCGCCGCUCGACACCGCAGUCCGACUCACAUCGGAGCUAGAAAAAUGGAAAGAAAGCGUCCCACCAAUCUUCAACAGCGUCCGCCCAGCUAGCCUCAUCCCACCACUAUGCCGACAGAGCCACGUCCUCCAACUCGCAUACUCCCACGCCAUGAUCCACGUCACCCGCUCAUUCCUUCUUACCGAUUUCACCGAUCUUAGCCGCCGCCCACACGACUCAAACUCGAUAGUCAGCUCGCAUGUUCAGAAAUGCAUUCAAGCCGCCGAAGAUAUCCUAACCAUCAUCGAAGCCCUCGUCCAGCAGAACACUUUCAUCCCCUCAUUCUGGUUCACCCACUACAUUUGCUUUUGCGCUAUUCUGGUUGUCUACAUCCAUAUCAUCCAGCAGCAACGCCAGUCCGUGGGGUCCAGUCCCUUCCACGGGCACCUGGCCGAGGCAACUCGCAAAAACUCCCCGAGCCGUCGCUACAGUAUUAUCCUUGAGGAGCUGAGGCGUGAAGUCCAUCGGCAGAUGGGCUCUGAUGCCAGGUCUGAUAUCUAUCAGCGCCCCGUGCAGCCUGAACCCGAGUCUCUUGUUCAAGGUGCGCUGGCGCCAAACGGGGACCAAGCGGUGACGCUGGGUGAUCAGAGUGUGGAGUUCGAGGGGAUGUCGGGGCUGUUGCAGGCGCCCGAGUUUGGGAUCAAUCCUGUUGAGGACGCGGGGCUUUUCGAGAGUCUCGAGGGCUCGAUUUGGUGGGCCCAGCUGGACUCCUGGGCCCUUUCGAAUUUUCCUAGUGAUUCUUUCUCGUUCAAUUUUUGA
Molecule: messenger RNA, 2214 nt
Organism: Penicillium chermesinum
Lineage: Eukaryota; Fungi; Ascomycota; Eurotiomycetes; Eurotiales; Aspergillaceae
Product: Zn(II)2Cys6 transcription factor
Exons: 5
Coding region: 1-2214 (737 amino acids)
Biological process (GO): DNA-templated transcription; positive regulation of transcription by RNA polymerase II
Cellular component (GO): nucleus
Molecular function (GO): zinc ion binding; sequence-specific DNA binding; DNA-binding transcription factor activity, RNA polymerase II-specific
Source: RefSeq, a predicted model, not a curated record